Messenger RNA from Macroventuria anomochaeta, 507 nucleotides. RefSeq lists its product as uncharacterized. The transcript is spliced from 2 exons. Gene Ontology annotation, molecular function: transmembrane transporter activity. NCBI's taxonomy places the organism in Eukaryota, Fungi, Ascomycota, Dothideomycetes, Pleosporales, Didymellaceae. The coding region runs from base 1 to 411 and encodes 136 amino acids. Gene Ontology annotation, biological process: transmembrane transport. Gene Ontology annotation, cellular component: membrane. The record is from RefSeq and is a predicted model, not a curated record.
AUGGAUAUCUCAUCCUUCAGACUCCUAUUCGCUGUACAAGGGGCAUUCUCUGGCCUCGCCAUUCCUGAGUCGCCCUCCAUGCUGAUGGCACGCGACAAGCCUACAGCAGCCCGAGAAUCCUACCUGCGCCUCCAUGGCUCCAAAGCCGAUGCCGACCUUGCCCUCAGCAAGGUCCAAGCCAUCCUCAACAACGAGAAGGAACAACAAGUCAGCGUUGGCAGUGCAUCAUUCGCUGAAUUUUUCAAGGGCAGCAACCGCCGCCGCUCGUUCAUCAUCCUAGUUGCGCUGCUGCAGUACUUCCUUGGAGUAUCGCUGCUGGCAAACGCGAACUACUUUCUGAUCAUGGCCGGUAUGAGUCCAAUACAGUCGCUACAGAUCUCGCAGAUUGGCGUUGGUGUUCAGGUGGUGUGACUAUGUCAGCCUUCGGCAGGAGGAUCAUAAUGUUGUGCUCUUAUGCGGCUACUGGUAUUGUGUUUAUCGGUCAAGGUGCUGCGAGUUUCUUCCAAC